CAAUCAGAGGGCGUCAACAUUUAAAGGGCUAUUAAGAAACAGGCAAAACGGCGGAGUGCAAAGCCUGCAUCUCAUUUCUCUCCUAUUCAUUCGCUUACGAAACAGUAAAUGUGGUUCUACAUGGCUUUCUCUAAGACAGGAUUGGAAUGCUACUUUUCACAGUAGAUAUCAGGACAUGUCCGAUUUUGUGGAUGCGCUCGUUUAUCUGCUGCACUUGUUGCACUGAGGCAAACAGGCUGAAUCUAACGGACUGAGAGAUACUCACCGCUACAGUUCAAACCGACGAGGUUUUCAUUUCGCAGAACUGUUUCUUCAAAAACACUAACGUCGCGUCCACUAUGCCAGUGUUAAUGAGUCCUGAGAUAGCGAAUAAAUUCAAAGAGAAAUGGAUGAUGCUUCAUCCGGAGGACCAGGACAAUGUCAGCGGCUCUGUUCACUUUGACGACAGUCUCACCAGUCUGCACUGGCUGCAGAACUUCUCCAUCCUCAGUGCCAAUCCCGAGAGGACUCCCAGCUCCGGCUGCCACCCGCAACACCUCUUCUACCACAAAAACCAGCUGGGGGGCACCGACUCGCCCUCCAGUCCGCCUGCCGGAGAUACCGCCGCCACAGGGAUGCCACAAACACCUGGGAAUCCCACAACGUCCUGCAGCAAUUUGGCGAAUUCAUACACGCACCAGCAAGCGGGACACUACAUAACGGCGCAAACAAAUCCUUCGGAGGAGAUCGACUAUAAAACAAACCGCCACGUGAAGCCACCGUAUUCAUAUGCCACUCUGAUUUGCAUGGCAAUGCAAGCUAGUAACAAAACCAAAAUCACUCUGUCAGCCAUUUACAGCUGGAUCACUGAGAAUUUCUGCUACUACAGAUACGCGGAGCCAAGUUGGCAGAAUUCAAUCCGCCAUAACUUGUCCCUAAACAAGUGCUUCAUGAAAGUGCCUAGGCAGAAAGAUGAGCCAGGAAAAGGAGGCUUUUGGCAAAUCGACCCACAGUAUGCUGACAUGUUCGUCAAUGGCGUUUUCAAGCGGCGACGAAUGCCUGCCACAAACUUCAAUACCCAGAGACAGAGCAAAAUGUUAUCCUCUCCCAGCUCCUCGUACGGCUCUCAGUGCAACCAGACUGGCCAACAAAUGGGAAUGGGCCACUUCCAAGGACCUGUCCCGGGAAACAAACGCAAGCAAGUCUUCUCCAAACGAGGCAGCAAGCUGGCCAGAGUCUCCAAAAGCCCUCUGUUAACCACCGACAUCAAAACUUCAGACGUACUGAGAGGAGAUUUUGACCUGGCGUCUGUUUUUGACGAUGUGCUUAGUGGGAAUGACAGCACGUUUGAAGAUUUGGAUAUCAACACAGCGCUGAGCUCUCUGGGAUGUGAGAUGGAGCUAUCUUCACAGAACCAGCAUGGGUCUGGCUACAGCAAUGAGGACGAGCAGGCUUGUGCUUACCUAGAGGCCAACGGCAUGAUGGGAUGCAACAUGGAGGACUUUCACCAACAGCAUCACCAGCAAGUACAGGUCCAUCCGCAAUAUUAUGAGGGAAUGUUCUCGGAUCAGGUUCACCAGCAUCAGCAGCACCCCUGGGAGAUUAAAGAGGAAGUCCAAGCCAUCCCAGUUUCCCUGGAUCAUGGCUAUGGGCUUUGUGAGGGAUUCUUCUCUGAGAUGCAGCUAUGGGAAAGAGCGGAGUCAUAUCUGUGAACACGUCUAAAUACAUAUGCACUGACUUUGCUGGUCUGAAGACCUAAUGACUUUUGUUUUGCUACAUUAGCAUAAUGAAUUACUGAGGAUGUGAAAGGUUAUAUGUAAUUAUUCUUUGUACUUCUUUUGCAUUUUUUAAGAACCUAUACUGAUUCAUUUAUAAUCACCCCUUAUCUUUGAAUUCUUGAUUUUUUUUUUUUUUUUUUUGGAAAUUUUCUCAAGAUGAUUAAAUAUUGCUGUGGGACAAAUGUAGUUAUUUAGGAUAGUGGCAUUUUGUUCCUGUAUUGAUUAAUCCAUCUAAUAUAUUCAUUUUAGUUUACUUGAUAUUUUAGGCAAUGUCAUGCUUUAUAUGAGUCUAACAAAAAAUAAAACAUAAAUAUAAAUCACAUAUUUGUGGGAAAAGGGAUGCAACAAGCCAAAGUGCUUCGCAAAAAAAAAAAAAAAAAAAAAAAAAAAAAAACGGCACAAGCACUUUGAAACAUUAGCUCAGUUUGUUGCCCAGCGAUUUAGCCUCAUAAUUUAUUUUCUCUCUUUUAUGCUGAUAUUCUAUGAAAGUGCAAAUUGUCCCACAAGAGCUCUUCGAUGUUUCAGAAUGUAAUGCAUUAGUCUCAGAUUUACCAUGAAUUGUGGGUGGCAAUCUCACGAGGCAAUGACUGUUCUAGAAGUGUACUUGUAUCGGUUCUUUGAGAAAUGGACUAAAACAUGCAACAUGAAACAAAAUAUAUUCUGUACUUGAAUAAAAAGAUCAAUCUGUACAACUUU
Messenger RNA from Ctenopharyngodon idella (grass carp), 2453 nucleotides. It is a transcript of the gene foxj1b, whose product is annotated as forkhead box J1b. Bases 339 to 1691 code for a protein of 450 amino acids. Gene Ontology annotation, biological process: regulation of DNA-templated transcription. NCBI's taxonomy places the organism in Eukaryota, Metazoa, Chordata, Actinopteri, Cypriniformes, Xenocyprididae. The record is from RefSeq and is a predicted model, not a curated record. The transcript has 3 exons. Gene Ontology annotation, molecular function: sequence-specific DNA binding; DNA-binding transcription factor activity.